AUGACGGGUAACCAUCAAGAUGCGGCCCCGAUCACGCCGACAAGCUCCACCCAAUCGCCAAACACCACAGAUAACCAAACUCAUUCUGCAGGCCAAAGUGCCGACAGGUUCAUGAGUGAGCAGCGCAGAACCCACCCGUCAUCGUGGGUUGUUGCCGCCCUCUGUGUUGUGAGUUUGUGCGUGUUGCUCUCCUUCGGCGUGUGCGCGUGGAAGAAAUGCCUGAAAAAGGACAAGGACAAGAAAAAGGGGAAGGAGAAGAGCAAAGGAGGGGGCGUUGACACUGAAAUGGAUGGAGGUUACAAAGAGCCGCUAAAAGUUGAAAGCAAGAAGGAAACAGAGUUGUCAGACACAGAGCCAAAGGAGGAUGACAAGCUUGGCAGACUACACUUCACAUUAGACUACAACUUCACUGAUAACAUGCUAGUAGUCGGCAUCUUGCAGGCCUCGGGGCUUCCUGCCAUGGAUGUGGGCGGGAGCUCGGACCCUUACGUAAAAGUCUAUCUGCUUCCCGACAAAAAGAAAAAGUUUGAAACCAAAAUUCACAGGAAGACUCUCGAACCCAACUUCAACGAGACUUUCACAUUUAAGGUACCGUACACUGAGCUGGGCGGGAAGACGCUGGUGAUGACGGUGUACGACUUUGACCGUUUCUCCAAACACGACGCCAUCGGCGCUGUGAAGAUACCUAUGAGCAGCGUGGACUUCAGCCAGUCGCUGCAGGACUGGAGGGACCUGCAGAAGGCGGAGAAAGAGGAGAGCGAGCGUCUCGGGGACAUUUGUUUGUCCUUGAGGUAUGUGCCGACAGCAGGGAAACUGACUGUGGUGAUUCUGGAGGCCAAAAACUUAAAGAAAAUGGAUGUGGGCGGAUUAUCAGACCCUUACGUGAAGAUCCACUUGAUACAGAAUGGGAAAAGACUGAAGAAAAAGAAAACGACAACCAAGAAGAACACAUUGAACCCUUACUACAACGAGUCGUUCAGCUUUGAAGUGCCAAGUGAACAGAUAGAGAAGGUGCAAGUAGCAGUGACUGUGUUGGACUAUGACAAGAUUGGAAAAAACGACGCCAUCGGUAAAGUGCUGCUGGGUAUGAGCGGCACCGGCACCGAGCAACGCCACUGGGAGGACAUGCUCGCAAACCCCAGGCGGCCAAUCGCGCAGUGGCACAGCAUUCAACCGGCGGACGACAUCAAUGCGCUUAUUUCCAAUAAGAAAUAA
Messenger RNA from Entelurus aequoreus (snake pipefish), 1215 nucleotides. It is a transcript of the gene syt1b, whose product is annotated as synaptotagmin Ib. The record is from RefSeq and is a predicted model, not a curated record. Gene Ontology annotation, cellular component: dense core granule; synaptic vesicle membrane; axon. Gene Ontology annotation, biological process: regulation of calcium ion-dependent exocytosis; regulation of dopamine secretion; synaptic vesicle endocytosis. Gene Ontology annotation, molecular function: calcium-dependent phospholipid binding; clathrin binding; syntaxin binding. NCBI's taxonomy places the organism in Eukaryota, Metazoa, Chordata, Actinopteri, Syngnathiformes, Syngnathidae. The coding region runs from base 1 to 1215 and encodes 404 amino acids. The transcript has 8 exons.